This is a messenger RNA of Labrus mixtus (cuckoo wrasse), 3168 nucleotides long. RefSeq names its product matrix metallopeptidase 2 (gene mmp2). Gene Ontology annotation, biological process: tissue remodeling; collagen catabolic process; extracellular matrix organization. The coding region runs from base 168 to 2144 and encodes 658 amino acids. Gene Ontology annotation, cellular component: extracellular matrix. NCBI's taxonomy places the organism in Eukaryota, Metazoa, Chordata, Actinopteri, Labriformes, Labridae. The record is from RefSeq and is a predicted model, not a curated record. The transcript is spliced from 13 exons. Gene Ontology annotation, molecular function: zinc ion binding; metalloendopeptidase activity.
UGCAAGCAAAACGGGGAAAGUUCAUAGAGCCGAGGUGCAGGAUGUCCCGUUAAGGAGAAAACAAAAUCCUGCAGAGGAGCAGUGGCAACAAAAGUGGACGGACUGAACGACUGCAACCCAGAGCGAACGGCAUUCACAGCACAUAGCCUGUUGUUAAACUUGGAAAUAUGGGCUUUCCGACGAUAUUUAGUUUUCGUCGGAAUGUGCUCAAAGUGUUUGUGUUUCAGUUCAUCGCAUUACAAGCUGUAUAUGCUGCCCCUUCGCCUAUAAUCAGGUUUCCAGGAGACGAUACUACCCCCAAAACAGACAAAGAAGUUGCUCUGCACUAUCUGAACAAGUUUUAUGGAUGCCCACAAGACAGAUGUAACCUCAUGGUGCUUAAGGACACCUUGAAGAAAAUGCAAAAGUUCUUCUCUCUGCAAGAAACUGGAGAGAUUGAUGCCAAAACUGUGGAUAUCAUGAAAAAGCCCCGCUGUGGUGUGCCAGAUGUGGCCAACUACAACUUCUUCCACAGAAGACCAAUGUGGCAGAAGAAAGACAUUACUUACAGAAUCCUUGGAUAUACUCCUGAUCUGGAUGAGGAGGUCAUAAACGAUGCUUUCUUCAGAGCCUUCAAAGUUUGGAGUGAUGUCACCCCACUCUCAUUCACCCGCCUCAUGGAUGGAGAGGCUGACAUUAUGAUCAAUUUUGGUCGCAAUGAGCAUGGAGAUGGUUACCCCUUCGACGGCAAAGAUGGCCUCUUGGCUCAUGCCUUUGCUCCAGGCCCAGGGAUUGGGGGAGACUCCCAUUUUGAUGAUGAUGAGCAGUGGACGCUAGGAGACGGCCAAGUGGUGAAGGUGAAGUUUGGCAACGCUGAUGGAGAGUUCUGUAAAUUCCCUUUCCUGUUCAUGGGCACCGAAUACAACAGCUGUACGUCUCAGGGCCGUGAUGACGGCUUCCUGUGGUGCGCAACCUCCUACAACUUUGAUGACGAUGGCAAAUAUGGUUUCUGCCCCCAUGAAUUGUUAUUCACUCUGGGUGGAAACGGAGAUGGUGCUGCAUGUAAAUUCCCCUUCAACUUCCAAGGAGAAAUGUACGACUCAUGCACCACUUCAGGCAGAGAUGAUGGCUAUCGCUGGUGUGCCACCACUGAGGACUACGACCGCGACAAGAGCUUCGGGUUCUGCCCUGAAACUGCCAUGUCCACAGUGGGAGGAAACGCAGAGGGCAGCCCCUGUGCCUUCCCCUUCACCUUCUUGGGAGACACCUACGAUGCCUGCACCUCAUCGGGACGCAGCGACGGCAAGAUGUGGUGCGCUUCCACCAAGAGCUACGAUGAUGACCGCAAAUGGGGUUUCUGUCCUGACCAAGGCUACAGUCUGUUCUUGGUGGCUGCCCAUGAGUUUGGUCAUGCCCUUGGCUUGGAGCACUCUCAAGACCCCGGGGCACUGAUGGCCCCCAUUUACACUUACACCAAAGACUUCAGACUCUCCCAGGACGACGUUAAAGGCAUCCAGGAGCUCUACGGUGUGUCAACAGACCAGCCAUUGACUCCAACCCAGGGCCCAGUGACUCCGAUGGACAUCUGUAAAGAGCCAGUUAUCUUUGAUGCUGUAGCACAGAUCAGAGGAGAGACCUUCUUCUUUAAGGACAGGUUCCUGUUCAGGUCAGUAAACUUCAGAAGCAAACCCAACGGCCCAAUGCUAGUGGCCACCUACUGGCCAGAUCUCCCUACCAAGAUAGACGCUGUCUAUGAAAACCCAGUGGAGGAAAAGACCGUGUUCUUCUCAGGCAACGAGAUGUGGGUCUACAAAGCUGAUGAGUUGGAGAGAGGAUAUCCCAAGAGGCUCUCCAGCCUUGAGCUUCCCACCGACCUACAGCAAGUCGAUGCUGCCUUCAGCUUCAACAAGAACAGGAAGACUUACUUGUUUUCUGGGGACCAAUUCUGGAGAUUCGAUGAAGAAAAGAAGAGAAUGGACCCUGGCUUCCCCAAACUUAUUGCUGAUUCCUGGAAUGGCAUCCCAGACAGCAUAGACUCUGCCUUCAGUCUCAAUGGAAUUGAUUACAGCUACUUCUUCAAAGGUAACCACUAUUUCAAACUGGAAGACAGCAGCUUGAAGAUUGUCAAAUUGGGAGAAAUCACAAAGGACUGGCUCGGUUGUUGAGCAUUUUCAAAAUGUUUCGCAACUCGCUUUUUCCUGCAAUCACAUCUGGCCUCUUGAGGACAUUGCCAUAGUACCAAACACAACUUUUGGUUUCACCCUGGCAACUCUGCACACACCUGUGAGCGACGUGUCCCUUUCAGCCUGAAUAACUCGCCUCCAGCUUUGUAGAAAGGAACUUCGGGACUUUAUACACAGGCUAAAUAUAGGCAACUGGAUAUUUGCUAUUUUACUGUGUGAUGUCGACAUGUCAUUUGUUAGGCUGAUGCAGAUUUUUUUUUUUUUUUAAAUGUAUGCCCCAUUUUAUUGUUUGAUAGUUCUUUGAUUUGUUUUUUUAAAACUCAGACAUCAGGUAUGUCAACACUGCAUUGAACGCAGUGCUUUACUGUGCUGUGAGAUAUUGCUGUUUUAUGCACAUUUUAUUUUUAAAGGCUGUUUUAAACCACAUGAGUAAUUCACGUUGGUUUAGAAUUACUUUUUUUUGUCCAUUGUACUAAGUGCAGUUUUAUAAAUGUAUCAUUUUUGAUUAAGUAAUUUUGUGAUUGUUGUGCAAUACAUUUGAAAAAAUGAAUUUGCACAAUGCAUUUGACCGAAAAUGGUGCUUUAGAGAUUGCUUUUUGCAUAGAGUCCUAAAUAUAAUAUUUUAUAUUCAUGCCUUCUGGAUGUCAGAAAGUAGUAUUUGCAGGCACUCAUUAUUCUUCAUUUGGUUAGCACUUCAUAGAGGACUAUAGACUACAAGGGGAACGGCUCAAUAUGGAGACCACAUUAUUUUCCUGGCAGCUCCAUGUUGGAUUUCCCUUCACUUUUGGUACAGAAGGAUUUAAGGCACAGGUUGCCUCUAGAGGCUAUAUUGGUUUGCUGCAUGAUGGAGUCAUGACAAGAGUACCACAGUAGUAUUGUUUGAUAAUUCCUUUUUUUAUAUUCUGUUUUCUCUCUUGGGUUCUAACAAUGCAUUAAAUGUACUGUGUUGUUUUUAAUGCUUGAGCACUUUGUUACUGUCAUCAAUAAAGAUGGUCAAUAUAGAUUA